AUGACUGGCAGUCAUGAUCUACCCGAAGUACCACGAUCCGAACCUAUCUUCUUCUCGCCGUCCCAUGAGAUUCCUUCUUCUCCUCCCUCAAUAGCCUCCGAGGCUGGGGUACGACACAAGCCCAAGAAACCUCCACCAGUCACCCCUCGGUCAUUCAGACGAUUCUUCACGCCCCGUUCAUUGCUGGAUAGUGGGAGCAAUGGCGGCGCUGUCAGGACUAGUCGUCAAGCUCUUCGAGCUCUCAGCUCUCCGGCAGUCAAUCGACUGGGCCCAGCGUUCACGAGAACUUUGAAAGCUGUGAUGAGCAGACCUGAUCCCUCCGAAAUUCUGCGGACACCAAGCAAGAAACGAAAGCUCUCGUUUUCGUCAAUUGGGUCCCCUCUCCAAUCAUCGCCGUUACGGAAAGUCCGUAUCAGGGGCUUGGUUGAGGAAGAUGAAGAGCUUGAGGUGCCUGUGAAAGAGAUCAAUAUGAACUCUGGAACGCGGAGAGAAGAAGAGGAACCCGCACCGCCUGCUAGGACACCGCUCAAGGUUUCCCCGGUCCAACGGUCCAGGGCACUGGAGACCUCAGGAGCCCUCUUCAUGCGCAGUGUUCUCGGCGCUCGGGUAAACCGGGUGACUAUGCGAUCAAAUUCCGGCGCUGGCUGGCAGGACUUGACCUCAUCGUUCUAUUCUCGACCUGAAGAUAGUCACACUUGUACAAGCUCGUCGGGUGAUCGGCUCGCACUCCCUUUUUGUACCGCAUCAUGCAACACAAACACCCUCGUGGCUGUUGGAGACGAAGAAGGUGGAAUUCGGUUGCUGGAUUCUGCAAAACACGAUAAAGCCGGGUUCUCAAAGGCAUACCUAACAUUUCGUCCGCACGCCAACGCAAUCAUGGAUCUGGACUUCUCAUCGGACGACAUGCUGCUUGCAACAGCUUCGGGUGACCAAACCGCCAUCGUCGUUGACAUGGCCACCCAAAAACCAGUAUACUGCUUGUCGAGCCACACUUCAUCCCUGAAACAAGUGAAAUUCCAACCUGCGGCCAACAAUAAAGUCCUUGCGACUUGCAGUCGCGACGGCAACGUUAACAUCUGGGAUCUCCGGUGUAAGGGAUUUGAGAAACCUUCUUUACAGGUUCAGUGCUCCCUUGAGUCUGAGACGGAACCCAAUCCUUCCUUGUCGUCGAAAAUGAGCUAUCCACAAGUCUUCAAUACUGUCCAUGGUGCGCAUGCCUGGAUGCCUCAAACUAUGGCCGCCGACAAACCCGAGCCCAUGGUACCGCGCUCCGAUAUCACAGUUACUUCACUCGCAUUCCUUCCCGAUGGCCGGCAAAACCUCUUUGUCACCGCUUCUGAAGCCAAUGCAUGUGUACGGUUAUGGGACCUGCGUACAGCGCAUAGCAAUCGUCGCGGUCGUCCUGCCCUUCCUCUUGCCACCACUCGGGAACCAGAUAGUCACGUCAAAUACCGCCGGUUUGGAGUUACAGCUAUGACACUAGGUGGCGAUGGCUCAAGAUUAUACUCGCUGUGUCGGGACGGCACAAUAUAUGCCUACUCCACUUCUCAUCUAGUCCUUGGUCACGCUCCAGAACUCUCUUUGAACAACGACCGUCCACGACGUUCGGGGGGGCCCGAUAAGGAGGGCCUUGGACCUCUGUAUGGCUUCCGUCACCCCAGCCUACGGGUUUCCUCGUUCUAUGUCAAAAUUGGCGUCCGCAAGGCCGCUGGUGACAAACCAGAAAUGCUGGCGGUUGGAAGCGGCGAGCCUUGCCCUGUCAUAUUCCCCACCGAUGAAAGAUUUCUCGACUCUUGUGCUCAAAAGCAAAUCCAAGCGGACCAAUCACCGAGGACACCUUCCUUCUCUCCUCGCUCAGGCCUGCGCCGUACCAACUCCAAUAUUGGCCUGUCAGGUCGCCUAGAAGACGCUAUCCCGAUAUACAAUACCGGCACACCACUCAUAGAAGGCCACAAAAAGGAGGUCUCGGCCGUGUCGUGGACAGUCGAUGGCGAGCUAGUCACAGUCAGCGAUGAUUACAGUGCCAGAUGUUGGCGGGAGGGUCCCCAGGCACGAGACCUGCGUACAAGUGAAGAAAAUGAUGCUCACAGAUGGCGAUCUGGCUGGGCUGCCACGAAAGAUUCAUAUGAUGACGAAGAUGAAUGA
Molecule: messenger RNA, 2145 nt
Organism: Aspergillus calidoustus
Lineage: Eukaryota; Fungi; Ascomycota; Eurotiomycetes; Eurotiales; Aspergillaceae
Source: the annotation of a GenBank genome assembly